Molecule: messenger RNA, 1280 nt
Organism: Staurois parvus
Lineage: Eukaryota; Metazoa; Chordata; Amphibia; Anura; Ranidae
Source: the annotation of a GenBank genome assembly
AUGGAGAAGAUGGUAAAAUUUGCUCACAGUUUGUUUAGGGAACAGCUGUGGAUGUAUUCAAUUGCAUUUAUUGUCAGAUUAGUCCUUGUGUUAUAUGGAGUUUACCAGGACCAUACAAUGAUCGUGAAAUACACAGAUAUUGAUUACCAUGUCUUCACAGAUGCUGCUCAAUAUGUCACUCAGGGAUUGUCACCUUACCGGAGAGCAACCUAUCGUUAUACUCCAUUACUUGCCUGGAUCCUAACUCCAAACGUCUACAUCUCAGAGCUAUUUGGGAAGGUGCUAUUUGUGUGGUGUGAUGUAGUUGCUGCCUACUUAAUCCACAGAAUCUUGAGACUGCAAGGAUUAGACAAGCACUCUGCGAAAAAGUAUAGUGCUUUCUGGCUUUUUAACCCUUUACCAAUGGCUGUGUCCAGCAGAGGAAAUGCAGAAUCUAUUAUGGCUGUGCUUGUCCUGGCAGUAUUGUAUAAUGUGCUGAAGCAUAAUCUUGUCAAAGCUGCACUUCUCUAUGGUUAUUCUGUGCACAUGAAGAUUUACCCAGUAGCUCUCCUUCUACAAACUGUACUAUAUCUGCAAGCACAGAGGACUAAGAAAAAAAAAGACACAUAAAGGAAAGUUUUCUAUACCCAAAUGGUUUGACAUGGCGUGGGAUAGGCUUGAGAGGCUGCUAACUUGGGAUAUUUUUUGUCUUUGGAGCUGUCAUGAGUCUGACACUGCUGAUGCUAAACUGUGCUUUUUAUUAUAUGUAUGGUUGGGAUUUCUUUGAGCACACAUAUCUGUACCAUUUGACACGAAGAGAUAUACGGCACAAUUUCUCUCCAUACUUCUACAUGUUGUACAUUAAAGCUGAAAGUGACUGGAGUUUCAGCCUGGGUCUCAUGGCUUUUCUUCCUCAGAUGCUAUUGCUCUGUGUGGUAUCUGGAACCUAUUAUUAUAAGACCUGCCAUUCUGCUGCUUUCUCAAUAUCUCUAUUUUUGUGAGCUUCAACAAAGUAUGUACAUCUCAGUAUUUCCUCUGGUAUCUCUGUCUCCUGCCACUCAUUAUGCCUGGGCUGCAGAUGUCAUUGCGACAUGGAACAUUCCUGCUAAUUUUAUGGUUUCUUGGACAGGCUUUGUGGCUGUCUCCAGCCUACUUUCUGGAAUUUGAAGGAAAAAAUACAUUUUUACAAGUGUGGCUAGCUGGAUUGCUCUUUCUCGUUAUAAAUUGUUACAUUCUCACACAAAUAAUAUCUAGAUACAAACUAAAGCAAUUUAAACAAAGCAAAAGAUAAAUGGCAAUAG